Molecule: messenger RNA, 1477 nt
Organism: Sipha flava (yellow sugarcane aphid)
Lineage: Eukaryota; Metazoa; Arthropoda; Insecta; Hemiptera; Aphididae
Gene: Rpn13
Product: proteasomal ubiquitin receptor ADRM1 homolog
Exons: 8
Coding region: 159-1358 (399 amino acids)
Biological process (GO): ubiquitin-dependent protein catabolic process
Cellular component (GO): nucleus; proteasome regulatory particle, lid subcomplex; cytoplasm
Molecular function (GO): proteasome binding; endopeptidase activator activity; ubiquitin binding
Source: RefSeq, a predicted model, not a curated record
GCAAUUUUCAUAAUAUAUUCCGGAUGAACAAUAUAACCAUAGUGUUUUAUGUUGAUUGUUCUCAUAGUUAAAUACACAAUAUAUUAUUUGCUCUUAUAUUUUGAAUAAUUUUUAAAUUACUGAAAUUUUUAUUUUGAAUCGUUUUCAAAAUAACAAAGAUGUCUGGAGCAACAGCAUUGUUUGGAAGUACGGCUGGUAGAAACCAAUCCAAGAAUCUUGUUGAGUUUAAAGCUGGAAAAAUGUCUAUGAGAGGAAAAAUGGUAUACCCUGACAAGAGAAAGGGAUUGUUGUAUAUUCAUCAGUCUGAUGAUUCCUUGAUUCAUUUUUGCUGGAAAGAUCGUUCAUCUGGUGUAGUUGAAGAUGACUUGAUAAUAUUCCCUGAUGAUUGUGAGUUUAAAUUUGUGCCACAGUGUAAUACUGGAAGAGUUUAUGUGCUAAAGUUCAAGUCAUCAAACAAAAAAUCUUUUUUUUGGCUACAGGAACCAAAAACUGACAAAGAUGAUGAAAACUGUCGUCGUGUAAAUGAUGUCAUGAACAACCCUCCAGCUCCAGGUUCAAACCGCAGUGGUGGUACAACUCCUGAUGGUGAUUUACAAAAUUUAUUAAGUAACAUGUCUCAACAACAAUUAAUGCAGUUGUUUGGGGGAGUUGGUCAAAUCGGGGGCUUAUCAUCAUUACUUGGAACAAUGAGAUCAAGUCAAACGGGACGUUCAUCAUCAACAACUCAAGCAUCUAGUGCUCAACCUGCUAAUACUAGCAGUAGUACAAAUACUACUAGUGGCAGUAAUCGAUCAAUUAGCUCUAGUAGUUCUCCUCCUCCUACAAGUAGUGUGAACUCAGGUUCUACAGAAAAUCCAGAACAAAGAUCAGCUACUGGUAUCCAACUGAGAGACCUCCAAUCUAUGUUAUCUGGAUUGACUAGUGCUCAAGGAACAACUGACAAACCUCCAGUGGAUUUAUCGGCUGCUAUGGAUGUGGAAAAUUUACAAAGUGUAAUUGAAAACACAGGUGCAAUAAGCCAGUUAGCUCAGCAUUUACCAACUGCUGAAAGUUCAUCAGAUUCGACACCAACUAGUCAAUCAACACCUGACAAUUUAAAAGAUACUAUUACUUCCCCACAGUUUAGACAGGCUGUAAGCAUGUUUAGUAACGCUUUACAAACUGGCCAACUGGGAUCUGUGGUUCAACAGUUUGAUUUAGGAGAAGGUGCCGUGAGUGCAGCAAAUCAAGGAAACAUGGAAGAAUUUGUACGAGCUCUUCAGCAAGCUAAUAUCAGUGCUGAAGAGUCAGAUGAUGCUUGUCCAAUAAAUCCAGAAAAACGCAAAAAACCUGAUAAUGAUGAUAUUGGGUCAAAAUAAUGUUUAUAUUAAUAAUUCAUGAUGUAUUUUGAAUGAGAUUAAUUUAGGCAUUUAUUACAGUUUUUAAUUCAAUUUAUAAUAUACUUAUGAUAAAUAAAUAAUACAAAGUAAUGCAGAUA